Messenger RNA from Mesorhabditis spiculigera, 1290 nucleotides. Lineage: Eukaryota; Metazoa; Nematoda; Chromadorea; Rhabditida; Rhabditidae. The record is from the annotation of a GenBank genome assembly.
AUGUCGGACGAGGAAAAGGUGGAUCUUUCUAUCGAGGGUGCUCAGAGCGAAGAGCCCGAAGAGACCCCACCCCCAACCACGGGGCCCGAAGUGGAAGAAUCGUCGCCAGCUGACAUCAGAAAAGUGGACGAAGAGAAGCCCGCAGAAAAUAAAGAAAAGCCCAGGCCAUCAAAGUCGCCGAAGAAAUCACCAACCAAGCAAACAACUGAGACCCCUGAUGCGCCGGAAGAAAAGAAACUGGGUGUCCUCGACAAACCUUUGAUCAUCGAGGGAAGAAGAUCGCGCGUCAAGGUGGACCACUUCGUAAUUGCAACCCCUAAGGCCGAGAAGCAGAAUGUCGAAGAUGUCGCAGGAAAGGGAGCCGGGAUGGCGUUGGGAGACAUUAGUUCAGCUAACGAAUAUAUCACAAAGUCUCGUCCGGCCGACCUGAAGCUGCUCCAUAAACUUCUGUAUCGUCGUGAAGGACAGGCUGCCCAUGCAACGAUCUUCAAACGCGCCCUUCGACAGUUCAACGGGUGGUGGUUCGAUGAGAAAUCAGACGAAUGGCAAAAACGUGUUGAUAUCCUGAACAAGAUGAAACUUGCCGACGUAAAGAAGCUUCGUUCUGGCGUCGGCCUCCACCAUGCAGCGCCUACCCGCGAGAAAGAGGCAGAGAAUUUGAUGAACUAUCUGCUCAACCCUUCUGGAAAGUCUACACAAGCCGAAAUGGCAAAGAAGGAAAAGAAAACUGCCGCCAAGAAGCGAGUCUCGAAGGCGAAAGCAACGCCCGCAAAACGGUCGAAGAAAGCAGCGAAUUCCGAAAGUGAGCAGUCCGAAGAUGAACCGGAAAUCGAGGACAACGAGGAAGAUUACGCGGCUCCUACACCGAAGAAGCGCGGCCCCCCGAAGACAGCGUCCCCUAAAAAGACAGCCAAGUCAAAGGCCAAGAUUGACUCGGAGGAAGAUUCUGAUUCCAAGAGUAGCGAUGAAGGGGAAGAUGAAAACGACGACUCAUCUGUGAAAACUGAGACCAAGUCUACAGACGAGAAGGGUGAUGUUAAAGCCGCAGGAGAAGAAGAAGAUAAAGAAGACGAAGCAGAAAAAGAAGCAGAAGAGGAGGAAGAUCCGAAGCGCCCGAACGCCGCGCUCAUCCGAAAAGCUGCUGGGAAGCUUUUGAAAGAAUUCGACCUCACCCAGGUGUCAAUGCGCCAAAUGUGCGAUGCUGUCUGCGAAAAGUUUCCCGACUCGGACCUGGUGGAGCGCAAAUCUUUCCUCAAGGGCGUCAUUACGGAAAUUUUGCAAGAAAUGGCA